Molecule: messenger RNA, 4646 nt
Organism: Octodon degus (degu)
Lineage: Eukaryota; Metazoa; Chordata; Mammalia; Rodentia; Octodontidae
Gene: Adamts16
Product: ADAM metallopeptidase with thrombospondin type 1 motif 16
Exons: 23
Coding region: 34-3696 (1220 amino acids)
Biological process (GO): extracellular matrix organization; proteolysis
Cellular component (GO): extracellular matrix
Molecular function (GO): metalloendopeptidase activity
Source: RefSeq, a predicted model, not a curated record
UGUCCCCUGAGCGCACCACCGGCUGAGCGCUCCAUGCGGCAGGGAGAGCGCGGUCUGCGGCCCCCAGGGCGCGCGGCGCUGUGGGCGCUGCUGCUGGUGCGGCUGGGCACACAGGCACCUGCGUGCGCCUUGGAACCCGCAGCGGCCGCGCCCCGGAGCCCUGGCUUCGCGCGCGCCCCCUUGGAGUGGCCGGGUUGGCAGGAGAAGGCCGAAUAUGACCUGGUAUCUGCCUACGAGGUGGACCCCAGGGGAGCCUAUGUGUCCCACGACAUCGUGCACCACCAGCGGCGGCGGCGGCGGAGCGCGGCGGCCCUGCCGGGAGGAGGGGACGCCCUGCACCUCCGGGUCAAGGGAGUCAGGCACGACUUCCACGUGGAUCUGCGAGCCUCCAGCCGCCUGGUGGCUCCUGGGUUCGUGGUGCAGACACUAGGCAAAGGAGGCACCAAGUCCGUGCAGAGCUUCGCACCAGAACACUUCUGCUUCUACCAAGGCUCCUUGCGGUCUCACAGGAACUCCUCGGUGGCCCUCUCCACCUGCCACGGCUUGUCAGGCAUGAUAAGGACAGAGGAAGCGGACUACUUCCUGAAGCCGCUUCCGCCACACCUAGCGGGGAAGCUGAACGUCUCCACCCAGGACCGUCCUCCCUCCCACCUGCUUUACAAGAGAUCCACGGAAGGCCGGGCCCCCCAGGCCAACGAGGUCCUGCUGGUCUCCAGGCGGCGGGAGCUGCCCAGCCUUCAGCUCCCCGAAAAGCAGCAUUUCUGUGGAAGGCGCAAGAAAUACAUGCCACAGCCUCCCCACGGUGACCUCUUCAUCUUACCUGAUGAGUAUAAAUCUGGCUUGCGAUCGAAGCGCUCUCUACUCAAGUCCCACAGAAACGAAGAGCUGAAUGUGGAGACUCUCGUGGUGGUGGACAAGACCAUGAUGCACAACCACGGCCAUGAAAACAUCACCACCUACGUGCUGACCAUCCUCAACAUGGUGUCUGCACUAUUUAAAGACGGAACAAUCGGAGGCAACAUCAACAUUGCCAUUGUAGGCCUCAUUCUGCUGGAAGACGCACAGCCAGGGCUGGUGGUAAAUCACCAUGCAGACCACACCUUAAGCAGUUUCUGCCAGUGGCAGUCUGGCCUGAUGGGGAAAGACGGAACUCGCCAUGACCACGCCAUCUUACUGACUGGCCUAGACAUAUGUUCUUGGAAGAAUGAGCCCUGUGACACUCUGGGAUUUGCACCCAUCAGUGGAAUGUGCAGCAAGUACCGCAGCUGCACUAUUAAUGAAGAUACGGGACUCGGCCUGGCCUUCACCAUCGCCCACGAGUCUGGGCACAACUUUGGCAUGGUCCAUGAUGGAGAAGGGAACAUGUGCAAGAAGUCCGAGGGCAACAUCAUGUCCCCUACAUUGGCAGGACGCAAUGGGGUCUUCUCCUGGUCACCCUGCAGCCGCCAGUAUCUGCACAAAUUCUUAAGCACUGCCCAAGCCAUAUGCCUUGCUGACCAGCCAAAGCCUGUGAAGGAGUACAAGUACCCCGAGCAGCUGCCGGGAGAGCUGUAUGAUGCUAACACACAGUGCAAGUGGCAGUUCGGAGAGAAAGCCAAGCUCUGCAUGCUGGACUUGAAAAAGGACAUCUGCAAAGCCCUGUGGUGCCAUCGGAUUGGAAGAAAGUGUGAGACCAAGUUCAUGCCAGCUGCAGAGGGCACCCAGUGUGGGCAGGACAUGUGGUGCCGCGGAGGGCAGUGUGUGAAGCACGGAGACGAAGGCCCCAAGCCCACCCAUGGCCGCUGGUCAGACUGGUCACCCUGGUCCCCCUGCUCCAGGACCUGCGGGGGAGGCGUGUCCCACAGGGAUCGCCUCUGCUCCAACCCCAAACCAUCCCACGGCGGGAAGUUCUGUGAGGGCUCCAGGCGCACCCUGAAGCUUUGCAACAGCCACCAGUGUCCCCAGGACAGCGUGGACUUCCGUGCUGCCCAGUGUGCAGAGCACAACAGCAAGCGGUUCCGCGGGUGGCACUACAAGUGGAAACCGUACACACAGGUGGAAGAUCAGGACUUAUGCAAACUCUACUGUAUCGCAGAAGGAUUUGAUUUCUUCUUUUCUUUGUCAAAUAAAGUGAAAGAUGGGACUCCAUGCUCGGAGGAUAGCCGUAAUGUUUGUGUAGAUGGGAUAUGUGAGAGAGUUGGUUGUGACAAUAUCCUUGGAUCUGAUGCUGUGGAGGACUCCUGCGGGGUGUGCCAGGGAAAUAACUCAGAUUGUAUGACUCACAAGGGUGUCUACAGCAAGCACCACCACACCAACCAGUAUUACCACAUGGUCACCAUUCCUCCCGGAGCCCGGAGUAUUCGCAUCUAUGAGAUGAACAUAUCUACUUCUUACAUUUCUGUGCGCAAUGCCUUCAGAAGGUACUACUUGAAUGGACACUGGACUGUGGACUGGCCAGGACGGUACAAGUUUUCAGGCACUGCCUUUGAGUACAGACGGCCCUAUAAGGAGCCCGAGAGCUUAACCUCUGCUGGACCGACCAAUGAAACGCUCAUCGUGGAGCUUCUGUUCCAGGGCAAGAACCCGGGAGUGUCCUGGGAAUUCUCGCUGCCCCGGUCCAGUGCUGGGAAGAAGCCCGCAGCACAGCCUCGGUACACAUGGGCUAUCCUGCGCUCAGAGUGCUCGGUCUCCUGCGGAGGGGGGCACAUGAUUGCAAAGGGAGGCUGCUUCCGAGACCUGAGUUUCCAAGUGAACGCUUCCUUCUGCAACCCCAAGACCCGGCCUGCCACAGGACUGGUGUCCUGCAGAGUAGCUGCCUGUCCUCCCAGCUGGUCUGUGGGGAACUGGAGCACCUGCAGCCGGACGUGCGGUGGGGGCACUCAGAGCCGGCGCGUGCAGUGCACCCGCCGGGCACGCUAUGACUCAGAGCCAGUGGCAGCCAGCCUGUGUCCACAGCCUCCGCCCUCCAGCCAGCAAACCUGCAACCCUCAGCGCUGCCCACCCGCAUGGAGCACUGGACCCUGGACAGAGUGCUCCAGGACCUGUGGCAAGGGCUGGAGGGAGAGGACCUUGGCCUGCAAGGGCACUGACCCCUCGGCCCGCGCCCAGCUGCUGCCCGAAGCCAUGUGCGAGGCGGAGCCCAAGCCCAGGACGCACGAAGCCUGCCUGCUCCAGCGCUGCCACAAACACAAGAAGCUGCAGUGGCUGGUGUCUGCCUGGUCCCAGUGCUCCACCACAUGUGGAAGUGGAGUCCAAAAAAGGUUCCUAAAAUGUGCCGAGAAGUACGUUUCCGGGAAGUACCGUGAGCUGGCCUCCAGGAAGUGCGCGCGCUUGCUGCAGCCCGACCUGGAGCUGCAGCGCACCUGCACCCCGUUUCCAUGCCCGCUGCUGCGUCCCUCACAUGCUGCCACAAGCCUUCCAGGGAGCAGCUGGUUUGCCUCUCCCUGGUCUCAGUGCUCAGCCAGCUGUGGUGGUGGCGUACAGCGGAGGACCGUGCAGUGCCUGGCGGGGGCCCAGCCAGCCUCUGACUGCCCCCUGCACCAGAAGCCCGAAGCCUCCCUGGCCUGCAACACCCACUUCUGCCCUAUUGCAGAGAAGAAAGGCGCCUUCUGCAAAGAUGCCUUCCACUGGUGCGGCCUGGUGCCACAGCACAGCAUGUGCAGCCACAGGUUCUACGGCAAGCAGUGCUGCAGGGCUUGCUCCAAGUCUAAUCUGUGAGGCAGGUCCGCCCAACAGCGGAGAAGAGCCACAGGAGCCAGGAACAUCAGCACGAAGGAUCUGCACAGCACACGCUGGGGUACUCCUAACGAAGAUCAGAGCCACAAGAGGGAACACAGGGCUGGGCUCUGUGGCCUGGAGUUUGUGGGGAGCAGGGAGCAGAGGUAGGACUGUGCCCACACCAACACACACUCUCCUGUCCCAUGGAAAUGUGGGUCGCUCCUGCUUGAAUGCAGAGUGGGAGAGCUACACUGAAGAGUGCUCGCAGCCACACUCAGCCAGGCUUGCAGUUCCACCAUGCCAAGUCUAAAGGACAGCAGAGUGGACUUGCUACAUGCUAAAUGUCUGGUGCUUUGUAAAAAGAAAGAAAAGCCACACAAAAUUAGGAAAAAAAGCAAAAUAGCUGCCACUAAGUAGGCUAGCCUCCUCCCAAAAGCCUGGGAGGUCCCCACCAUCGGGGUGGGUGAGGUGAAGGGGUUGGGGAGCCCCAGGACGCUUUUCCAGGCUGGGCCACAAGAGCCCGGGUCCUUCUGACUUAGAACUUCGCUUGUGCAGCCUGGAAAAUAAAACCCCUGAUGAGGUGCUUCCUUCCCUCCAGGCUAAUAUGCCAGGGAAGGCUUUCUAGUUCAUGUUUUUUUCCUUCUCAGUUACUUACCAGUGAGUAUUGCUCUUUAAUCCCACUUCCCUGCUUUCCUGUCUGAAAUAGUGAAUCAGAAGUUCAGGCCAAACAACUGUCACACUGAGAAAGCGUCAGGGCCACGGGACAGCUGACAGGGUCAGAGCCUUCUGCCCUGGGUUUUAUUGCUACCCAGCCGAGGGCUUCUCAGUUCUUAAACCUGUCCUGUAACUUUGGCGGAGAGCAAAGGCCAGCAGCCUCCACACAGGGCCUCCCACGCCUCCCUGUCACCAUGGGUGCUCAUUUCUUCUCUCCCUGUCUGGCAUGUGGCACC